Messenger RNA from Spinacia oleracea (spinach), 4729 nucleotides. RefSeq lists its product as uncharacterized. Gene Ontology annotation, biological process: nuclear-transcribed mRNA catabolic process, nonsense-mediated decay. NCBI's taxonomy places the organism in Eukaryota, Viridiplantae, Streptophyta, Magnoliopsida, Caryophyllales, Amaranthaceae. The transcript has 7 exons. The record is from RefSeq and is a predicted model, not a curated record. Bases 68 to 3817 code for a protein of 1249 amino acids.
GCAUCUCGUGGGAAAAAAAAAACCGAUUUAAAAACGGUUGAAAACAUCUCUCCAAACGAAUUCAACCAUGGACACCAAACCUAACCCCAGUUCUAUGCGAGUCCUGAUUCGUCCACCUGCUUCUCCUCAACCUUCACCGUCACCGUCCUCUCACUCUCCUUCUCCUCCACCACCUCCGCCACCACGUCCGCCUCCAUCUUCUUCUCUCCCCUCCGCAACCCCCACGCAACCCCCUCUCCCUCAACUCCCCUCCGGCGUUGUUGUCGUCGGAUUCAUCGGCCGACGCCAUACCGAUGUUUCUCAGCUCAUCAAUCGAAUCCUCGACUCCAAUGUCUUCGGUUCAGGCCGCAGCGAUACGCCUCUUGGCAUUUCGCCCGACGAGAAUGGGGAGGUCACUGAUGAGGCUAAGCGCUGGUUCAGUAAUCGUAGGAUUAGUUAUUAUCAUGAUAAACCCAGGAAUUUGCUCUUUCUUCAAAUGUGUUCCACAAACUGCCCGGCUAAGUGUUCCUAUUCCUGUUUCGGUUCCGGGUUCGAUUCUGUUGUUGAAGAACAGGACUUUGACGACCUUCAGGGAAUGCUUUUCAUGUUCACUGUGUGCCAUGUAAUUGUGUACAUCCAAGAGGGGUCAAGGUUUGAUACACAGGUUUUGAAAAUCUUACGAGUGCUUCAGUCUGCCAAACAUGCUUUGAUGCCUUUUCUGAAAUCACACAGUGUAUUGCCUUCAGUUAAUAGGCCUUCGUCAUCAUCUUCUCGUCCUCCUACACCAGCAACAUCCUCUAAAAGUCCUUCCCCACGAAGAGGUAGUGGCAUCUCAAGCCGAAACAGUUCUAUAUCUGUCAUGUCAAACUUGGGUUCAUAUGCCGCCCUAUUUCCUGGGCAGUGCACUCCUGUUAUGCUCUUUGCUUUUGUUGAUGAUUUCUCAGAUAUGGUGAAUUCCAGUGCUGUGGCUGAGGAGUCAAAUGAAAUUUCCUCUAGUCAGUCAGGUAUAAACAGCUUGGCCAGAUCAAAUUUGUCAGUGAAGGGUUCUAGUUCAGUUGUUGUGCUCUCUCGCCCUGUAAAUAGAAGUGAAGGUGGUUUACAUAAGAAACUGCAAUCCUCCAUUGAAUCUCAGAUACGAUUUUUGAUAAAAAAAUGUCGGACACUUUCAGGUUCCGAAAUCAGUAGUCAUGUAGGGUCCAGAAGUGGUGCUAUAAAUGGUGUAGCCCCAUUACUGACCCUUGAUGCAUCCAAAGCUGUUGUGCUUUUAGACAGUUCUGGCAUCUUGAGGGGCGAGUCCCUUGAUUUCGCCACAGGCCUUGUAGAAGAUGUUUUGAGUGGGGAGGCAACACCAGAUGCUUUGUUGCUUGAAAGUCAUAGUCAAAGUGGAAAUAAGGACGACAUUAUGACGUUAAAGGAGUUUAUAGUUAGGCAGGCUGACAUUUUAAGAGGAAAAGGGGGAUUGGUUGCAAAUGCAAAUGGUGGUUCAGCAGCAGGUGUUGGCAUGGUUGCCGUUGCAGCUGCUGCGGCAGCUGCAGCAUCUGCUGCUUCUGGAAGAGCAACUAGUGUUCCUGAGCUCCCAAGCUUGGAGAUGUGGUUGUCUUCCAGCCAGCUUAUUCUAAAAGGACUUUUGUCAGCAAAGCCCGGUUCUGUUGAUGAAACUGACAUUAUCAGAAAGAAAUUCCGGCAACGGAAUGGUGUCCCGCCUCUUGUUGAAGGGGUUUCUCCUAAAGGUGCUGAUUCACCUGGUAAUGCAGUGUCUCUGUUGGAGAGUGGGAAGGGGGUCAACAGAAAAUUUUCUGCUUCAUGGUGCCAAAAAUCCCUACCAGUUGCUGUGGAGGUCUAUUUGAAAGACUUGCCUCCCUGUUAUCCAACAUCACAGCAUGAAGCCCAAUUGAAAAAGGCUAUGUAUGCAUUCCGCUCGAUGGUCAAGGGUCCUUCUGUUCAAGAAUAUAGGAAAAAAUUGGAGGACGAAUGCAUGUCAAUCUGGAAGUCUGGCCGGCAAUUAUGUGAUGCUAUUAGUUUGACUGGAAAACCUUGCAUGCACCAGAGACAUGAUGUCAAGAAUGAUGGUAUUCCUUCAGAUGCCAUGAGCAAGGAACAUAGCAGUGGAUAUGCAUUCCUUCAUGCUUGUGCUUGUGGCCGCUCUCGACAAUUGCGUGCUGACCCUUUUGAUUUUGAAUCUGCGAAUUUCAAAUUUAAUAUUUUUUCUGAUUGUGAUAAGCUUCUUCCUAUGCUGCAACUGCCAAAAGUUAGUGACAAUAUGUCUAUACAGCCUUCAUCAUGGACUGUGGUUCGCCUUGGAGGUGCAAAGUACUACGAUCCUUCUAAAGGUUUACUUCAAGCUGGAUUUUCUUACAAUCAAAAGUUCCUUUUAAAAUGGACUAUUGUUCUUCAGAAUGACAAGCAUUCAAAUGUUUCAUUCGCUAAUGCUCUGAGGCAAGGGUCCUUCCGCAAUAAACCAGAUUUAAAACUUGAGUCAACUGCAGUCAAGGAUGCCAAGAAAAGCAGUACAACACUGGUAGAGCCAGGUGAAACACAAAGUGGAGGGGAAGGCAAUGGGAAGGCUGUGAAUGGUUCUAUAUCUGAUCAACGAAAAAUCAGUUUUGGUAGAGGUCUUCCAAUUACCACAAUGAAGAAAGCUUUUGCUGAGGUUGUUGCUGGAUCAACAUCCUCAAAUUCUGCAUUUCCUCCUUUACAGCCAAAGGCUCAAUUUCCAUCUGGUCCAGGAAAAGGUGGUAAGAAGAUUGCUGUAAGAGUUGCAAGUACAGAGCAAAUUAACAUUUCUGCUAGUGAUUCUCAAAGAUCUGAAAAAUCUGAAGAGUUUAUUUCUGCUGGAGGAGAAAACAAAAAUGGAUUGAACAAUGUUGCCCAUAUUGAUGGUAAUCCUUUCUUGCAUAUUGGUAGCAAUGUAGUUCCAUUGAAUGUCGAUGAUGGUAAAAAUGCUUCCGAUAUGAAUAAUGCUAAUGAGGGAAAGACUAUGUUUGAUCCAUCAGUCAAGCAUUUUGUAGUUUAUGUUGGUUUUGAGCAUGAAUGUCCUCGUGGCCACCGUUUUAUAUUAUCUCCAGAUAUUUUGAACCAACUGGGGCAACCAUACUCUUUGCCAGAAGGAUCUCAGGUUACUCGUCCAAUGGAACAUGUUAACCGUAAGAAUAGGGGUUCCUUGAAAUCAACGAAGAGUGAAUUUCAUGGUAAAGCUCAUCGAUCGCCGAACGGUAACUCUACAGUCAUGCACAAGGUUAGCAGCUUAGAAAGGUCAGACGAAGUUUUGGUUAACAGUAGCGCCACUGUGAAUGGAAUAUCAGCGUCUAAACUGGCGGAACAAACACCUCUUGAUUCAUCAAUCUCACCUAAUUCUGUCACAGAUUCUCAACAGAGUCACCAUUCUCUAAAUGUUGAGAAUAAUGGGCCGGCUUUUUCGUUGCUAAGCAGAAAUUUACCACUAUACCUUAAUUGCCCACAUUGCAGGGCAUCGAAGAAUAAGAAGGAUGGGCAAAAUUUAAAGUUUGCUGGCACAAUAUCUCAGUUACAGAGGAUUUUUGUGGUUACACCCCCGUUUCCUAUUGUAUUAGCAACCAACCCUGUUGUGCAAUUCGAGGAGCCCCAUCAACUUGAAGGUGUUUCAAGCCAUGAACAAAAGCUACAAUUCAGCCUUGGAUGUCAAGUUAUAUUGCCUCCAGAGAGUUUUGUCUCAAUCAGACUCCCCUUUGUCUAUGGCUUGAAAGUCAAAGAGAAGGGAUUGGUUCCUCUUAAUCCAUCUGAACAUCAACCUGAGUUGACUGCCAGAAUCAUGCAAGGGACAGCACUGCAGGCCAUUUGCAGAGGCAGCAGUCCUGAAUAACAGCUUUGCAGAUACAUUCACUUAUCUGGGUAAAGCCAUUGAUCCGACUAAAUCAGAACUUGGGAGCACACGAGACUGUAACUGUUACCAGACUGGGGUUGUCCAAGGAAGGUGCAGCUUUUGUGUUCAGAACCUGGGCUGCUUAACCCGAUAGAUGCAGUCAACCUGGGCUCAUAGAAGCUUGUUACCAGUUCAAAUUCUGGGUUUUAACAGGCAAUUGAAAACCAAAGAUCUUCAGCAAACAGCUGCCAGAUAUGAAAUCACAAAGUUCUCCCAUUUUGGUGGUGUUUGUUUGGGAGUUACUUCAAAACUUGUGCCCUAAUGCUGAAGAACCUCAGGGGGGUUAGCAUUGGCAUGUAUUUUAUCCAGAAAAUCGAAGCAGAAAACUGUGAUACUGUUGAAAAACACCUGAUCAACUUGAUGGUUGGAGGAUUGCAGUGGGUUUACAUGUUGGAUCACUUGGAGGGAAGCAUCCUACAAACAAGGUGGCAACUUAAUGAGAACAGGUUGAACAUAUUGGAGUGAUAUUUUGUAAAUGUAAGUCUCCAUCAUUUAUGGAGUAUAUUAUUAUGCUAUACUCCUCGGGGUAUCAUAAUAGACACUCCUGUUUAUACUACCUACAGGCUACAGAACCAUUCCUGGAUGUAUCUAUGUUCCGUGCUGCUAUUCUGUUUUGCCAACGAGGAACAACUCUUUUAACUUGUAAGGCCCACUGAUUUUUUUCUGUUUAACCCUGCCUCGUCUCUGUGUAGUUUUGUUCAUUUUUGGGCGCCUAUUUAUUCUUUUUGUUCAUUCUUGUUUUUAUAAAUAGUUUGUUCCAAAUACUAUUAUGUCACUGACUCUUUAAGGGUACAUGUUGAUUAUCUGGAAAAGGCUACAUGUACACCUAAUGUACAAGAUUCUCUUGUACAA